GGCUGCGGGGUCACGGGGGUCCCGCGGGAGGGGCGGUGGCGUUGCUCUGAUGCCGGUCAACGAGGGAAAGUGCGGGCCGUUUGAGUUCCGGGAGGGCUGUGUGAGGCCAUUUGUGCACGCGUGGGAAAAAAACACGAAUAAACGGAAUGGGGAUCCCGCACCGGGGGGGGGAGGAGAGCUCCGCGCCCGGCCCUGCCCCGCGCCCCGGCGACGUCACCGUGUUUACAGUGCGCGCGUGGCGCGGCGCCGCGCUGGGGAACGGGCAGCGAACGGGGAACCGGGAAAGGAAGGGCCCCGCGCGGUGCGCUCCGUGUUGGGGGGGGAAUUGGCUGCGGCCGUGCUGAGCUCAGUGCUUUUGAACGCCGGGGAAAUGUGUUGAGGCGGCAUUUUCUUCGCUGCAGUCAUCGCGUUUGGCACUUUUCAGUGCGAUCUUUCUUCGGGAACCUCUGAAAAGCAGAGAAAUCAGCGGUCUGCAGAGCCGGGCUGUGUCUGGGCUCAGUGUCAUCCGGGUCUGCUGCCUUCCCAUCACCCUCGUGUUGCUAGUGUUGCUGUGCUGGGUCUCUGGUAGGGAACGGGGGGGGGUCCAAACUGGUGCUGCUUUCAGGCACAGCCCCGUCUCAGGGCCACUCCCAGAACCCAGCACACACUGCCCGGUUCCUCGGGUACAGACGCUGCAGCCCUCAUGUCCAACAGAAGUGAUGUUGUGAUUCAGGCUUGGGGAGCACUCUCCUGACCCCAUCACAGCUCUCUGGGUCCCUGCACUCAUCCCAGCCACGUCCCUCCACCUGGUCCCUCACAUUUCUACACUUGCUUUGCACAGCGGCUCUUGUUGGCCCAUCCUUUUGUGUCUGUAUCUGUGGGUUUAUGUAUUUUUCUUAGCAGAAAAGACGGUGUGAGGUACAGAGUGAGCAUAAACUCUGAGGUCAGGGCUGUAUGAGCUCCCUGCCCUGCUCUGCCCCCCGUGCCCAGCCUGAUGCAGUGUUUAUUUCUUUACAUCUGCUGCAAUGAAGGAAGUUUUAGUAUUUCCUAGUGGUAGGGAACCAUUUAGCCCUGUGGGGUAUGAAUUUCUGCAGCCAUACCGACCCCAGUGUGCAGUCAGAGGAUUCUGCAGGGCCGGUGUUAUGCCUCUCCCCAGUUAUUCUCUUCCUUCUGCCCCUUUUUCCAGCGGCCAUUUUGUUUGAUGGGGUGUGAGGGGCGGGUGCAGGAAACAAGAAAGAGAAAGAACGGCAUGAGAAAGCGCAGAACUGAUUUCAGGAGGCAGAAGUCUGCGUGUGCUCCCCCCACUGCAGCCACCUCCCUUGGUGGCAAAGUGACCCUUAUGGCGCUGUCAGGUUGUCACGGACAUCGUGCUGCAAGGAACAUUGUCCUCUGGGUAUAAAUAGCCACCUCCUGGCAGGCUCCGGCCUUGGGAGCAUCUGAAUUGUGCUCCUCUGCUCUGUGUCCUGCACAGUGCUGAUCCUGCUCACCUCUAGCAGUCAGCACCGGGCGCAUUGCGGGAGCCUGAGCUGCAGCUGCUGGAGGAGCAAAAAUCCGUAUUUGCUGACUGUACAGCUGGGUCUUGGCUGCAACUCUGCCUCUUACGUCGUGCAAACAAAAGAGCAGCGAACAGAAUUGCUGUUGGCUGGCACAGAAGGUACAAAGGUGCUUGCAGACUGCACCUGCACGGAGGCAGUGCCAGGCUGUGUGGGAUGGACGUGGCUGUUGAGGAUUCAGUUUGUUGGGGUGCAGUGACAUUCUGACCUGAGGUGUGAGGGGAGGAGGUGCAUAGGGACAGGAGCCCUGCUAUGCCUCUGUAUGGAGACAGCCCCAGGAGCUGCUGUUAUCGAUCUGGAAUGCUGUCCUCCCUGGCAGCGGAGGAGUCUGCUCCCCUCCAGUUUCAGCCUCCCUUGAUCUUUGUUUUCUUAUCUCUCAGCUUUGAAGAUAAGGAAGGGAGAAGGUGGUGCUGUCCUGGCUUUGCUGGGGCUGAUAGGGACUGCCUCAAUGGGAAAUGCGUAUGGCUGCAGGUCAGCUUUGGGUGACAGGAGCAGGGAGGGCUCUGGAGGUUUUUGUUAGAUCAGUAAUGGGAUUCCUGUGAGCCCCAGCACUGAGCCGUGGGUUUGGGCUGCUCGUCCUCCCCACAGGAAGAGUUGGAUGCAGAACGCAGACUGUAACCCAGCUGUUCUAGCUUUGCUGGGAAGCACCCACAGUUUGGAGAGGAAUGAGCGUGGCAGCUGUGUUCAGCACCUCACAAGUGCCCCGUGCAGGUGAAGCUGUCCCUUCCACUCACUGCCGGUGAUGUGCUCCUGGACCGUGCCAGGCUGUGUCCUUGGGAGCAUCAUGGGUCUGGCAGGACUCGCUCUGGGCAGCUCUGGCUGUGCUGGGCAGUGGGUGUGUGGGGCUGUGCUGUGCUCAGGGGCUGUGAGGAUGCAGCUGGGAGCAGAGGCGCGGGCUGCCGGUGUGCUGAGUCAGCGUGACUGGCCCUGAGCAGGCGUGCUCCGGACCUGGCUGCUGCUGCCAGGCUAUUUUUAAAAAUGUGGCUUCCGUGUAUUCUGGCUCCUCCUAGUUUUUUAAUUUCCUCCCCCCCCGCCCCAAACAAAAAACAGCAUUGCUACAAGUCUCCGUGGUUGUAGGGCUGUGGAAGGGCAGCAGUUCCUGCUAAGGGGCGGAAUCUGUUGCCACGCUAGCCUGACUGACGUGGCUGCCGUGUUAUGACGACCCCCAACAAAGGAAACAAGGCCUUGAAGGUGAAGCGGGAGCCAGGCGAGAAUGGGACCAGCCUGACAGAUGAGGAGCUGGUGACCAUGUCUGUGCGGGAGCUGAACCAGCAUCUGCGGGGCCUGUCCAAGGAGGAGAUCAUCCAGCUGAAGCAGCGCCGGCGCACGCUGAAGAACCGAGGCUACGCGGCCAGCUGCAGGGUCAAGCGCGUUACCCAGAAGGAGGAACUGGAGAAGCAGAAGGCAGAGCUGCAGCAGGAGGUGGAGAAGCUGGCCUCUGAGAAUGCCAGCAUGAAAAUGGAACUCGAUGCUCUCCGCUCCAAAUAUGAGGCACUCCAGAACUUCGCCAGAACCGUGGCCCGGAGCCCUGUCACCCCCGUGCGGGGCCCUCUCACCUCCAGCAUGGGGCCCCUCGUCCCUGGCAAGGUCGCUACCACUAGUGUCAUCACAAUAGUGAAAUCCAAAACGGACGCCCGGUCUUAGUGAAGCGAGUGUUGCCUGAGCUUGUCUGUGCAGGGCAAUUAGGCACAAAACCAGCCUGGAAUCCCCAAAGCACAAACCCUCCCCACACGGGUCAGGGUUCCUUCUACUUGGCCCAGGACUGGCCUGCUGAUCGCUCUGGUUUUGUUUUGUUGUGUUCAGAUUGGUAUGAGCAGUGGUGAUGCUUCCCUUGUCCUGUGCAGACAGCACCUCCCACCCAGCGGUCUGUAGCCCUCAGCUGCCCUUGGGACAGGCUGUAAGAUCUCGGUGUUCUGGCCAAGGGAAGUCUGCGCUGCGCGGCGAGAGGCCCGGAGGGAGGCUUUCUUCCUGGAACCCCAGUUUUCAGUCACUUCCAAAGGCUUUAUUUCAUUACUCUUCCAGGUGGUGUAUCCAGGUGCCUGACUGCCCGGCACCUGAGCCUGCUGCUUUUGUCUCAUCCGGUACCUGUAGUUGCAGCUGGGGUGUUCUGUGUAAUAGAUGUGGUAUUCAUUUCUAGGUGCGCCUCUGUGCCCAAGCAGUGAGUUUCCUUCAGGCUUCCAUUGCAGUAGAGUGCGGAUAGCGGCGGUGGAUGGGAAGAUGCUGGUGUGCCCCACUGCCUCUGCCCCAGCUGA
Messenger RNA from Lagopus muta (rock ptarmigan), 3784 nucleotides. It is a transcript of the gene MAFG, whose product is annotated as MAF bZIP transcription factor G. Gene Ontology annotation, molecular function: DNA-binding transcription factor activity, RNA polymerase II-specific; RNA polymerase II cis-regulatory region sequence-specific DNA binding. The record is from RefSeq and is a predicted model, not a curated record. Bases 2688 to 3176 code for a protein of 162 amino acids. Gene Ontology annotation, cellular component: nucleus. The transcript has 3 exons. Lineage: Eukaryota; Metazoa; Chordata; Aves; Galliformes; Phasianidae. Gene Ontology annotation, biological process: regulation of transcription by RNA polymerase II; regulation of epidermal cell differentiation.